Messenger RNA from Betta splendens (Siamese fighting fish), 6528 nucleotides. Its product is annotated as myosin heavy chain, fast skeletal muscle-like. Bases 604 to 6420 code for a protein of 1938 amino acids. The record is from RefSeq and is a predicted model, not a curated record. Gene Ontology annotation, cellular component: myosin complex. Gene Ontology annotation, molecular function: cytoskeletal motor activity; ATP binding; actin filament binding. The transcript has 40 exons. NCBI's taxonomy places the organism in Eukaryota, Metazoa, Chordata, Actinopteri, Anabantiformes, Osphronemidae.
AGUGGAAUGAUGACUAAUAAUACUAAUAUGCUUUUUACCAUAAAUAUAUACUAAAUAUUGUAAUAUUUUCUAUCUAUUUGGGGACACUCUUUUACAUUUCAAGUUUUAAUAUUGUCAAUUCAUAAAACAUCCGGCUCUAGACUGUUACUCUAUAGUGAAAGUGACAGGAGCUGAAGCUGGGAUCAACUGCCUGUGCUGAAUGAUGACAAAAGAUGAUGGACCCCAGAUCAAAAAUACUCAAGCAAAGAAUGUAAAACUACAUGACCAAAUAAAGCGAGCGAUUACAGCUGUGACUACACUAUAUAAGAAGGAGGGCUGAACACCCCCAAGGACUGACAGACGACCAGUCAAGGUGAGUCAGUCUUUUAUUAGCAGGAGGAAAGCCAGCAGCUUAAUGAACAAUGCAGGGCAUGACCACUUACUGCCAGACACCUCCAAGAGAAUAGAGCUCUGUGAACAGCAAUCUCUGAAUUACUUACUUACUUUAAUUACACUUAAUAAUUUCAACUAUUUAUAAUUUCAACUAUUUGCUUGUUUCUUUAGAAUCCUCAUCAGACCAUCAUUAUCUGUUCUCCUGGGGGAGUGAAGAAGUAAGAGCUCACCAUGAGCGGGGAUGCGGAAAUGGAGUGUUUUGGGCCUGCGGCCGUUUACCUCCGCAAGCCAGAGAGGGAGAGGAUUGAAGCUCAGAACACUCCCUUUGAUGCUAAAACAGCUUACUUUGUGACUGAGCCUAAUGAGAUGUACCUCAAGGGGAAACUCAUCAAAAGAGAGGGCGGCAAAGCCACGGUGGAGACUCUCUGUGGAAAAACUCUGACAGUGAAAGAAGAUGAAGUCUUCCCUAUGAACCCUCCAAAGUUUGAUAAGAUUGAGGACAUGGCCAUGAUGACCCACCUCAGUGAACCCUCUGUGUUGUAUAACCUCAAAGAGCGCUAUGCAGCAUGGAUGAUCUAUACCUACUCAGGUCUGUUCUGCGUCACUGUGAAUCCCUACAAGUGGCUCCCAGUGUAUGAUUCAGUGGUUGUCUCAGGAUACAGAGGCAAAAAGAGAGUUGAAGCUCCGCCCCACAUCUUCUCCAUCUCUGAUAACGCCUAUCAGUUCAUGCUUCAAGACAGAGAAAACCAAUCAAUCCUGAUUACUGGAGAAUCUGGUGCAGGAAAGACUGUCAACACCAAACGUGUCAUCCAGUACUUUGCGACAAUCGCAGUGUCCAGUUCAGCAAAGAAAGCUGAGCCGGUUCCUGGAAAAAUGCAGGGGUCACUGGAAGAUCAAAUCAUUGCAGCAAACCCUCUGUUGGAAGCUUAUGGUAAUGCCAAGACUGUGAGGAACGACAACUCUUCACGCUUUGGAAAAUUUAUCAGAAUUCACUUUGGGUCAACUGGAAAGCUGGCUUCAGCUGAUAUUGAAACAUAUCUGCUGGAGAAGUCUCGAGUGACCUUCCAGCUCUCUGCUGAGAGGAGCUACCACAUCUUCUACCAGCUCACAACUGGCCACAAACCUGAACUCAUAGAGGCGUUGCUGAUCACCACCAAUCCCUACGACUAUCCGAUGAUUAGUCAGGGUGAAAUCACUGUCAAGAGUAUCAAUGACAUUGAAGAAUUCAUUGCUACUGAUACUGCCAUUGACAUCCUGGGCUUUACUGCAGAAGAGAAGGCUUGCAUUUACAAACUGACUGGAGCCGUGAUGCAUCAUGGAAACAUGAAGUUCAAGCAGAAGCAGCGUGAAGAGCAGGCUGAGCCUGAUGGGACUGAGGUGGCAGAUAAGAUUGCCUACCUCAUGGGGCUGAACUCUGCUGAUUUGCUAAAAGCACUUUGCUACCCCAGAGUGAAGGUUGGGAACGAGUAUGUGACCAAAGGUCAAACUGUCCCUCAGGUGAACAAUUCCGUCAUGGCUCUCUGCAAGUCUGUCUAUGAGAAAAUGUUCUUGUGGAUGGUCGUCAGGAUCAAUGAGAUGCUGGACACCAAACAGCCCAGAAGCUUCUUCAUUGGUGUCCUGGACAUUGCUGGCUUUGAAAUCUUUGAUUUCAACAGUUUGGAGCAACUUUGCAUCAACUUCACCAAUGAAAAACUGCAACAGUUUUUCAACCACCACAUGUUUGUCCUGGAGCAAGAAGAGUACAAGAAGGAGGGAAUUGAAUGGGAGUUCAUUGACUUUGGUAUGGACUUGGCUGCCUGCAUUGAGCUUAUUGAGAAGCCCAUGGGCAUCUUCUCCAUCCUUGAAGAGGAGUGCAUGUUCCCCAAGGCGACAGACAUGACCUUCAAGAACAAACUGUACGACCAGCAUAUUGGUAAAAGUGCCCCCUUCCAAAAGCCAAAGCCAGCCAAAGGUAAAGCAGAGGCCCAUUUCUCCCUGGUGCACUAUGCUGGCACUGUGGAUUACAACAUUCUUGGUUGGUUGGACAAGAACAAGGAUCCACUCAACGACUCAGUGGUUCAGCUCUACCAGAAGUCUUCAGUCAAACUGUUGGCCUUGCUGUAUGCGUCACAUGCCUCAGGAGAUGCUGAAGGUGGUGGCAAGAAAGGAGGCAAAAAGAAGGGUGGCUCAUUUCAAACCGUGUCUGCUUUGUUCAGGGAAAAUCUAGGAAAGCUGAUGACAAAUCUGAGGAGCACCCAUCCUCAUUUUGUGCGCUGCUUGAUUCCUAAUGAAUCAAAGACACCAGGUCUGAUGGAGAACUUCCUGGUCAUCCAUCAGCUGAGGUGUAACGGUGUGCUGGAAGGAAUCAGGAUCUGUAGGAAAGGCUUCCCCAGCAGAAUCCUCUAUGGAGACUUCAAGCAGAGAUACAAAGUACUGAAUGCCAGUGUUAUACCUGAGGGACAGUUUAUCGAUAACAAGAAGGCCUCUGAGAAACUGCUGGGAUCCAUCAAUGUGGAUCAUUCCCAGUAUAAGUUUGGCCACACCAAGGUCUUCUUCAAGGCUGGACUUCUAGGUACACUUGAAGAGAUGAGAGAUGAAAAACUGGCUGAGCUGGUCACAAUGACUCAAGCUCUCUGCAGAGGUUUCGUCAUGAGACGCGAGUUUGUCAAGAUGAUGGAGAGGAGGGAUGCCAUUUACUCCAUCCAGUACAACAUUCGCUCAUUCAUGAAUGUAAAAACCUGGCCAUGGAUGAAGCUGUACUUCAAGAUCAAGCCUCUUCUAAAGAGUGCAGAGACAGAGAAGGAGAUGGCUCAAAUGAAAGAAGACUUUGAAAAAACCAAAGAAGACCUGACAAAGGCUCUGGCUAAAAAGAAGGAACUGGAGGAGAAGAUGGUUUCUCUCUUGCAGGAGAAGAACGACUUGUUAUUGCAAGUGCAGUCUGAAGGGGAAAACCUUGCUGAUGCUGAGGAAAGGUGUGAGGGGCUCAUCAAAGCAAAAAUCCAGCUCGAAGCCAAAGUCAAAGAGACGUCUGAGAGACUGGAGGAUGAAGAGGAAAUCAAUGCUGAACUGACAGCAAAGAAGAGGAAGCUGGAGGACGAGUGCUCUGAGCUGAAGAAGGACAUUGAUGACUUGGAGCUCACCCUGGCCAAAGUGGAGAAGGAGAAACAUGCCACUGAGAACAAGGUUAAAAACCUGGUUGAGGAGAUGACCUCACAAGAUGAAGCCAUCGCCAAGCUGACUAAAGAGAAGAAGGCCCUCCAGGAGGCCCAUCAGCAGACCCUUGAUGACCUGCAGGCAGAGGAAGACAAAGUCAACACUCUGACAAAGGCCAAGACCAAGCUGGAGCAGCAAGUGGAUGAUCUUGAAGGUUCACUGGAGCAAGAAAAGAAGCUUCGCAUGGACCUUGAGCGAGCUAAAAGAAAGCUAGAAGGAGAUCUGAAACUGUCCCAAGAAACCAUAAUGGAUCUGGAAAAUGACAAGCAGCAGUCUGAAGAAAGAAAUAAGAAAAAGGACUUUGAGAUUAGCCAACUCCUGGGUAAGAUUGAGGAUGAACAAACCUUAGGAAUCCAGCUACAGAAAAAGAUAAAAGAACUUCAGGCUCGUAUUGAAGAAUUGGAAGAAGAGAUUGAGGCUGAACGAGCUGCUCGGGCCAAGGUUGAGAAGCAGAGGUCUGAUCUCUCCAGGGAACUUGAGGAGAUCAGUGAGAGGCUGGAAGAAGCUGGUGGAGCAACUGCAGCUCAGAUUGAGAUGAACAAGAAGCGCGAGGCUGAGUUUCAGAAGCUGCGUCGGGAUCUCGAAGAGUCCACCCUGCACCAUGAGGCCACUGCUGCUGCUCUCCGCAAGAAGCAGGCCGACAGUGUGGCAGAGCUGGGAGAACAGCUGGAUAACCUCCAGAGAGUCAAACAGAAGCUGGAGAAAGAGAAAAGUGAAUACAAGAUGGAGAUUGACGACCUCUCAAGCAAUAUGGAGUCCAUUGCCAAAUCAAAGGCAAAUCUGGAAAAGUUGUGCAGGACACUGGAAGAUCAACUGAGCGAGCUCAAAUCCAAGAAUGACGAAAACGUUCGCCAGCUAAACGACUUCAGUGCACAGAAAGCAAGACUUCAAACUGAAAAUGGUGAAAUAACUCGUCAGUUGGAGGAGAAAGAAGCUCUUGUCUCCCAGCUGUCAAGAGGCAAGCAGGCUUAUACUCAGCAGGUUGAGGAGCUAAAGAGGCACAUAGAGGAGGAAGUUAAGGCCAAGAACGCCCUAGCUCAUGCUGUCCAGUCAUCUCGUCAUGACUGUGACCUGCUCAGAGAGCAGUAUGAGGAGGAGCAGGAGGCCAAGGGUGAGCUGCAGCGAGCAAUGUCCAAGGCCAACAGCGAGGUGGCUCAGUGGAGGACCAAAUAUGAGACUGAUGCCAUUCAGCGCACUGAGGAGCUGGAGGAGGCAAAGAAAAAGCUUGCUCAGCGUCUUCAGGAUGCUGAGGAAUCUAUUGAGGCUGUGAAUGCAAAAUGUGCCUCACUGGAAAAGACCAAACAAAGGCUGCAGGGUGAAGUGGAGGACUUGAUGAUCGAUGUGGAGAGAGCCAACGCUCUGGCUGCUAACCUCGACAAGAAGCAAAGGAACUUUGAUAAGGUUCUUGCUGAAUGGAAGCAGAAAUAUGAGGAGGCCCAGGCAGAGCUGGAGGGAGCUCAGAAGGAAGCUCGGUCAUUAAGCACAGAGUUGUUCAAAAUGAAGAACUCGUAUGAGGAAGCUCUGGAUCAUUUGGAGACCUUGAAGAGGGAGAACAAAAACCUGCAACAGGAGAUUUCAGACCUGAGUGAACAACUUGGAGAGACUGGCAAAACAAUUCACGAACUUGAGAAGGGAAAGAAGACAGUGGAAAGUGAGAAGUCUGAGAUUCAAACUGCUCUGGAGGAGGCAGAGGCUACCUUAGAGCAUGAGGAAUCCAAGAUCCUCCGUGUUCAGCUUGAACUCACCCAAGUCAAGAGUGAAAUUGACAGAAAACUUGCAGAGAAGGAUGAAGAGAUUGAACAGAUCAAGAGGAACAGCCAGAGAGUGAUUGAGUCCAUGCAGAGCACUCUGGAUGCUGAAGUCAGGAGCAGGAACGAUGCCCUGAGAGUCAAGAAGAAGAUGGAGGGAGACCUCAAUGAGAUGGAGAUUCAGCUGAGCCAUGCGAACCGCCAGGCAGCUGAAGCCCAGAAACAGCUGAGGAACGUGCAGGGGCAGCUCAAGGAUGCCCAGCUUCACCUUGAUGAAGCUAUUAGAAGUCAGGAAGACAUGAAAGAACAGGUCGCCAUGGUGGAGCGCAGGAACAACCUGAUGCUGGCUGAGAUUGAGGAGCUGAGAGCUGCUCUGGAGCAAACAGAGAGAGGCCGCAAAAUAGCUGAACAGGAGCUAGUGGACGCCAGCGAGCGUGUGGGACUCCUGCACUCCCAGAAUACCAGCCUCAUUAAUACAAAGAAAAAGCUGGAAGCUGACCUUGUCCAGAUCCAAGGUGAAGUUGAAGAUGCUGUUCAGGAAGCAAGAAAUGCUGAAGAAAAGGCCAAAAAGGCCAUCACUGAUGCUGCCAUGAUGGCAGAAGAGCUGAAGAAGGAGCAGGACACAAGUGCUCAUUUGGAGAGAAUGAAGAAGAACCUGGAGGUGACGGUGAAGGACCUGCAGCACCGUCUGGAUGAGGCUGAGAAUCUGGCCAUGAAAGGAGGAAAGAAGCAGCUCCAGAAACUGGAAGCUAGAGUGCGUGAGCUUGAAGGUGAAGUUGAAUCCGAGCAGAGACGAGGAGCCGAGGCUGUCAAAGGCGUUCGUAAAUAUGAGAGAAGAGUGAAGGAGCUCACCUAUCAGACUGAGGAAGACAAGAAAAAUGUGAUCAGACUUCAGGAUCUGGUGGAUAAGCUCCAACUGAAAGUGAAAGCCUACAAGAGACAGGCUGAAGAAGCUGAGGAGCAGGCCAACACUCACCUGUCCAGGUACAGGAAGGUGCAGCAUGAGAUGGAGGAGGCUCAGGAGCGAGCUGACAUCGCCGAGUCCCAAGUCAACAAGCUUAGAGCAAAGAGCCGUGAAAUUGGAAAAGGAAAGGACACAGGUGAAUAAUCUGCAUCCCCUUUGAGAGACACAUGAAAAUCAUAGAAUAUGAUAUUUCAUUCAUUUACUCUCACUAAAUAUUGUAAGUCUAUAUUCAAUAAAUGUGUGUUUCCAGUU